CCCCUUUGGAAAAGGAUCCCAGUGCACGGAGCGAACGUGGCGUCCAACGAGGGCAACAGCAGCGCCGCGGGCAGUGGCGCGGAGUCUGCCGCCCUGUUCUCCAAAUUGCGUAGCUUCUCGAUUGGCAGUGGGCCCAACUCGCCCCAGCGAGUUGUCUCCAAUUUGCGCGGUUUCCUCACCCAUCGCCUCAGCAAUAUCACACCGAGCGACACAGGAUGGAGAGACUCGAUUCUGUCGAUUCCCAAGAAAUGGCUCUCCACGGCCGAGUCCGUAGACGAAUUUGGAUUCCCUGACACUCUACCCAAGAUACCCGUUCCACCGCUGGAGGAAACGAUGGCCGACUAUGUGCGCGCCCUGGAGCCGAUCACGACGCCGGCGCAGCUGGAGCACACCAAGGAGCUGAUCAGGCAGUUCACGGCACCGCAGGCCCUGGGCGGACGACUGCAUCAGUAUCUCCUGGACAAGCGCGAGGUCGAGGACAACUGGGCCUACUACUACUGGCUCAACGACAUGUACAUGAACGUGCGCAUACCCUUGCCGAUCAACUCGAAUCCUGGCAUGGUGUUCCCGCCGCGCCGCUUCAAGACCGUCCACGACGUGGCCCACUUUGCUGCCCGUCUGCUGGACGGGAUUCUGGCCCACAAGGAAAUGCUGGACAGCGGCGAGCUGCCGCUGGAGCGGGCCGCCUCGCGGGAGAAGAACCAACCGCUCUGCAUGGCCCAGUACUAUCGUCUGUUGGGCUCCUGUCGCCGGCCCGGCGUUGAGCGCGACUCCCAGUACCUGCCGUCGCGUGAGAGAACCACCGACGAGGAUCGCCAUGUGGUUGUCAUUUGCCGCAAUCAAAUGUACUGCGUGGUGCUGCAGGCCUCCGAUCGCGGUAAGCUGUCCGAGAGCGAGAUCGCCUCCCAGAUCCUCUACGUCCUGAGCGAUGCCCCCUGUCUACAGGCGAAGCCAGUGCCCGUUGGCCUGCUCACCGCCGAGCCGAGGACACGUUGGGCUCGGGAUCGCGAGGCUUUGCAGGCGGACGAGCGCAAUCAGCGCAAUCUGGAGCUGAUUGAGACGGCCCAGGUGGUGCUGUGCCUGGACGAGCCGCUGGGCGGUAACUUCAAUGCACGCGGCUUCAGCGGAGCCACGCCCACCAUGCACAAGGCCGGGGACCGAGACGAGACCAACAUGGCCCACGAGAUGAUCCACGGCGGUGGCAGUGACUACAACUCGGGCAAUCGUUGGUUUGACAAGACCAUGCAGCUCAUCAUCUGCACCGACGGCACCUGGGGCCUCUGCUACGAGCACUCCACAUCCGAGGGCAUUGCCGUGGUGCAGCUGCUGGAGAAGAUCUACAAGAACAUUGUCGACCAUCCGGACGAGGACAACGGUCUGCCGCAGCACCAUCUGCCGCCGCCAGAGCGUCUCGAGUGGCAUGUGGAGGGGCCGCAGCUCCAGCUGCGAUUCGGCCAGGCCGCCAAGAGCGUGGACAAGGCCAUCGAUGAUCUGGACUUUUAUGUCUACCGCUAUCGGGGCUAUGGCAAGACAUUCAUAAAGUCGUGUCAGGUCAGUCCGGAUGUGUACAUCCAGCUGGCCCUGCAGUUGGCGCACUACAAGCUCUAUGGCCGUCUGGUGGCCACCUAUGAGAGUGCAUCCACCAGGCGAUUCUUGCAUGGACGUGUGGACUGCAUUCGAGCGGCCAGUACGGAGGCCCUGGAAUGGGCCAAGGCCAUGUGUCAGGGGGAAGGCGCCAAUGUGACGCUAGAGAGCGAUCGCGAGGAUGAGGAAGAGUCCCGCAAGGUCACGUUUAGCAUUUACAGUAAGGAUCAUCUGCGUGAGCUCUUCCGCUGCGCCGUGGCCCGUCAGACGGAGGUGAUGGUCAAGAACAUCUUGGGCAGCGGCAUCGACAUACCACUGCUGGGACUGCGGGAGGCCAGUGUGGAGGUCACCGGCGAACUGCACGAGCUGUUCACGGACGAGUCCUACAAGAUCUCGCAGUGCUUCUUGCUCUCCACCAGUCAGGUUGCCUGCAGCACGGACAGCUUUAUGGGCUAUGGGCCCGUGACGCCACGUGGAUACGGCUGCUCCUACAAUCCGCAGCCCGAGCAGAUCGUCUUCUGUGUGUCAGCCUUCUACUCGUGCGAGGACACGAGUGCCUCCCGGUAUGCCAAGUCGCUGCAGGACUCCCUGGACAUAAUGCGGGAUCUGCUGCAGAAUUGAAGGGAUCGGAAGUGAUCCACACGAAUAAAACAUAACAUAUCAGUAAAUGUACCUUAGCAAGUUAGCAAACGAAACUAAAUGUAAAUCUGUGGUUAUCUGACGUCUUGGCGUUUCAUAUGUGACCAAGCACCACCAAGCGAACCCACCCAACGAGCGGGUUGGGUCCGAACGAAAUCGAAAACUAAUGUCAAUCAUGAUAUCAUAUUGCUACAAACUGAAACCCAUUGCUUUACAUGCCCCCAUGUCCCUACCCUAACCGACAAAAGUACUCCUCGUAGAUGGUCGUAGAGCCACUCUAGUCAAUUAAAUGUUUUAGAGCAAUUUUAUGCGCGAAAAAUCGUUAACGCUGUUAUCUGAGUGUGUUAAUUAUGCAGCAAUAUAUGUAAUCGUAUUGUAAUCGUAAAUAUGAAUUAGUGGACAUUAUCUAAAACUAAAUUAGCCGAGCUUAACCUCUUGUUUACUGUACCCAUAACCAGCUAUCUAAGCAGUUUGGCCGUGCCGCCCACAAGUAUGCAAUACUUUCGUUACGCGUUGUGUUCUUUCAGAGUUAUCAACAAAAUACUAAACCAAAAAAAAUACUAUGGUAUCUCUACGCUUGUUACUGAAAGUUUCGUUGUUGGUUCGUUUGAAACAAUUAUUAUUAAUCGUAUAUACACAUAACUAGAGAUAUAUAUAUUGAUGUUUUAGAGAGCAAAAUGGUAUACUAUACCCGUAACUAGAGGCUUUUUGGAGGAACAUAUAUACAUACAUAUCUGAGAAAUACGAAAUACGAACGUAGAGGAAUUUAGAGAGAAUCAUUGUACGCGUAUAGACUUGAGACGUAACAAUACAUAUCAAUAAAUUUACAUACGCCCCAGUACGGGUCUGAAACGGGGGAGAAGGAAGAAUAAAGAAGAAGGAGAAGGCAGUGGAAAUUAUAUACUAUAUAGGAUAUAUAUGUUUGUCUGUUCGAAAUGUUAGUGACACGUGUGUUUUGGUAGUGGUGAUUACCGAUCACUAUCAACCAAUAUUCUAUACAACAACAUAUAUAUAUACGUAUGUUAUUUACAUGAGAAAUUAUAUGGAAAACUGUUAGAGGACAACCAGAUACUACCUAUAGUAUAUGUAUAUCAAAAUAGUUGCUGUGUUCAUUGUUGCUAUAUAUGUAUGUUUGAUUAUCGUUUCAACUAUUAACUGUUAACUGAACUAUCGCCACAUAUCUACCAGCUCAAAUAUGUAUGUAUCUAUCCUGACUAUCCAACCUAUCUAUCUAUCUAUCUAUCUAUCUAUAUGUUACGUUACUGUUUGUCGUUAAGUUUGACUUGAUCUUGAUUCGAUGUAUAUUGUAUGCAAAAAUUAAUCACCAAAAAUGAAAACUAAAUAA
Drosophila persimilis is the source of this 3568-nucleotide messenger RNA. It is a transcript of the gene ChAT, whose product is annotated as choline O-acetyltransferase. The record is from RefSeq and is a predicted model, not a curated record. NCBI's taxonomy places the organism in Eukaryota, Metazoa, Arthropoda, Insecta, Diptera, Drosophilidae. Gene Ontology annotation, biological process: neuromuscular synaptic transmission; acetylcholine biosynthetic process. The annotation marks the transcript as partial. The transcript is spliced from 8 exons. Gene Ontology annotation, molecular function: choline O-acetyltransferase activity. Gene Ontology annotation, cellular component: neuron projection; cytoplasm.